GAAUGUUUCACGAUUCUUCUUCUUUCUUCCAAAUUUGCGUUAAGUGAGAGUGUUGCAUUCAGUUACUUAGCUUCAUCAAUGGCAUUGUGCGGAGCGAGCCAGCAGCUAGCUUUAAUAUCUGGCGGCAACGGGCAUCAGAGAAGAGGAAGAAUAAGUAGAAGCAACAGGGGUCCGAUAAAAGUUCAAGCAUCGACGAGCUCUGAACUGGGGGUGUAUGAAGAGGGCCGAUUGGAGCGGCCCGAUUGGUCUGGACAGACCCCUUUGUCUCGCCUUGUCGGUGCUCUCAUUUCCUUCAAACCACUCUAUUCCAUUCUCAAGCUCGGUGCCAGACAAGUUUUAAUCAGUACAGCGGAGAAGAAGAACAUUUCAUGGCGAAAACUCACUUCCGAUAUUUUGGAGUCCGACGUUUAUAAGGAGCUCGACAGUGUUCAAAAUCCCUCCAUUGUCUAUCCUGAUUAUUACCUAAAGCCUUUCCAUGCAUAUGACGAUGGUAAUCUCUCAUGGCUUGCGGCAGCAGAAGUACAGCCUGCAACCAUGUCGAUGAUUAUGCGAGCUGUACCGACUGCUUCUUCAGUGGAUGAAGCAAAGGAAAUUGUAUUUGGAAAUUGGCUUCGUAGGAUUAAAGAGCAUCAUCUGAAGUAUUCAGGAAAUCCUAUUCUAGACAUUCUCGACAUUGGUUGUUCUAUAGGUUUUGGUACGAGGCAACUGGCUGAUGAGUUUCCAACAGCUAAAGUAACAGGACUUGAUUUGUCUCCUUACUUCCUUGCUGUGGCUCAAUACAUGGACAAGAAGAAAGCUCCAAGAAGGAAUGCAAUAAGAUGGUUGCAUGGAAAUGGAGAAGAUACUGGCUUGCCUUCAAGAUCUUUUGACUUACUUUCCAUUUCUUAUGUGCUCCAUGAAUGUCCCCACGUAGCGAUAGUGAAUAUCAUUAAGGAAUCAUUUCGGCUUCUUCGACCCGGUGGCACGAUUGUAAUCACUGACCAAGCGUCCAAAUCAAAGGUUGUUCAGGAAUUGUCCCCUGUACUUUUCACCUUAUUAAAAAGCACAGAACCUCAUUUAGAUGAGUAUCACCUUACUGAUUUGGAAGAAAAAAUGAAAGAAAUUGGGUUUGUGAAUGUGACAUCAAGACUCACUGACCCAAGACAUGUUACUAUAACAGCAACAGUUCCAUUUUGAUGAUGAGUAUGAAAUACUUCAUUGAUUUAUUAACAAUAAUAAAUCAGAAAAUUUUGUAUCGUACAAGUUUGAAAUGAAUUCCGGUGUUUGUAUUUUAGUAUUGGCUUCGGUAUUCAGAUUACUUGCUGCUUGACUGAUUCAUAUGACAAGUCCUAAUUUAUGAAUUGUUGUUUAAUCACA
This is a messenger RNA of Cucumis sativus (cucumber), 1356 nucleotides long. RefSeq lists its product as uncharacterized. The record is from RefSeq and is a predicted model, not a curated record. NCBI's taxonomy places the organism in Eukaryota, Viridiplantae, Streptophyta, Magnoliopsida, Cucurbitales, Cucurbitaceae. Bases 79 to 1176 code for a protein of 365 amino acids. The transcript has 8 exons. Gene Ontology annotation, molecular function: S-adenosylmethionine-dependent methyltransferase activity.